AUGUCUUCCCCGAAAGUUAAUACGUAUCAUUGCGCUUACUGUACGAAUCUUCUACUGGCAACCACGCAUACGAUUUCGACGCUUCCGAAGAGGAAGGGGACAGGAGAUGGGAGUUUUAUUUUGCCGAUUUCGGGAGUGGUGCCAGAGUUUGGAGGGGAGAAGGAGAGAGAUGGGGAUGCGAUGGAUGUCACUCGAGAUGAGAUAUCUGCGGAGGAUGGAGAGGGAAGGGAAGAGGAGAGGGAGAAUGGAAGACAGGGCGUGAAGGAUGGUGAUGAGGGGGAUUCGUUACCAAGUUAUGGGUAUACCAAUCUUCUUUCUCUUACGACACCCAACAAACAGGUGAUUAUACGGAAGGAAGAUGGGUUUGAGAAGAGAGGAGUAUGGAAAUGUGGACGGUGUGCGGUGGCGGUUGGGUAUGAGGUGUGGGCGGAGGGGAAUAGAGGUGGCAAGGGGAAAGAAGUUGAAGGGGAGGGGGAGGGGGAGGGGGAGGGGGCAUUCGAAGGGAAGAUUUUGUAUUUGUUGAGGGGAUCGUUGAUGAGUACGGCGGUUAUGAGGAGUGGGAAGAAGGUUUUGGAAGGGGAUGCUGAGGUUCUUGGGACGGGGGUGGGAGUUUGGGAGUGA
Messenger RNA from Botrytis byssoidea, 621 nucleotides. RefSeq lists its product as uncharacterized. The record is from RefSeq and is a predicted model, not a curated record. Lineage: Eukaryota; Fungi; Ascomycota; Leotiomycetes; Helotiales; Sclerotiniaceae. The transcript has a single exon. Bases 1 to 621 code for a protein of 206 amino acids.